Fusarium coffeatum is the source of this 1002-nucleotide messenger RNA. RefSeq lists its product as uncharacterized. The transcript has 4 exons. NCBI's taxonomy places the organism in Eukaryota, Fungi, Ascomycota, Sordariomycetes, Hypocreales, Nectriaceae. Gene Ontology annotation, cellular component: eukaryotic translation initiation factor 2B complex. The coding region runs from base 1 to 1002 and encodes 333 amino acids. Gene Ontology annotation, biological process: translational initiation. Gene Ontology annotation, molecular function: translation initiation factor activity; guanyl-nucleotide exchange factor activity. The record is from RefSeq and is a predicted model, not a curated record.
AUGGCGACAAUCGAUACAUCGGUCGCUGCUCCGGCAGAUGUUGAGCAACCCCAGGCUCCCAAAAACGCCGAUUUCGACAUUGUAGAGACAUACCGCGGCCUUAUUGCUUCAGACCCCGAUCUUACAAAACCCGUCGCUGCCAUCGAAUCCCUCAUCGCCCUCCUCAACGCCCACCCUUCAACCACAGUCUUCGAGAUCCUCGACACAGUCAAAGUCCACUCCGACCGCCUUAAGGCCUCCGUCUCGAACCCCGUCCCGCUCUCCGCCGGAACAGAUCUCUUCCUCCAAUAUCUCGUUUCCUCUCUUCGCCAACAAGACGGCAGCUUCGACGCCGUGAGACAACAUCUCCUACGAAACGGACGUCUUUUUGCUCAGCGUGCUAAUGCCGCGCGAGAGGGCAUUGCGGAUGCAGGAUGGAGACUUAUCCGUGAGGGCCAGUGCAUUCUGACACACGGUGCUUCGCGAUCGGUUGUUGGAAUUCUAGAGCGUGCUGUGCAGAACCUCGGUGCGGGCAAGUUCAAGGUUAUCUACGUGCGCGAGGAGACCCGAGUUGAGGAGAGUGAUCGCAUAGUUCGCGAACUCCGCUCAAAGGGUAUUCCUGUUGCCGAGAUCGCAGAGGCUUCGGUGGCGUAUGUUAUGGGCCUGCUGCGCCAGGUCAACAUGGUGCUUGUUGGUGCUGAGGCGGUCACAUCCAACGGAGGUAUCAUCUCUCGUAUGGGUACCCUGCAGCUCUCCAAGCUGGCGGCACAAGCCAACCUUCCUUUCUACGUCGCUGCUGAGACACACAAGUUUGCGCGCAAGUUUGUGAUGGACCAGCGAGAUAUUGGGUUUAAGCAGGAUAUUCUCGACUUUAGUGUCGACACAAAGAGCAAGGAUACUGUUGAUGCUGUUGACUUCACUCCCCCAGAUUUCAUCUCCAAGCUCAUUACAGAGAAUGGGAUUAAGCUUCCCUGUUACGUCUUUGAGCAACUGCUCGAUAUCUACGGCAGUCUCAACGGUUGA